Molecule: messenger RNA, 2593 nt
Organism: Laetiporus sulphureus 93-53
Lineage: Eukaryota; Fungi; Basidiomycota; Agaricomycetes; Polyporales; Laetiporaceae
Exons: 5
Coding region: 9-2114 (701 amino acids)
Source: RefSeq, a predicted model, not a curated record
GGGUGCACAUGACCGUGCGGGGCAGCCUGUACGCGCUCACGUGCUGGCUGCCCAUCCACGGCGCGAGGCGGCUGGCGGUGACGACCGUGACACCGCGGCGGACAUGUUGGACGACAUACUUGAACAUGUCCGCCGCGGUCCAAAUCGGGCACGCAGUAUAUCAUAGCGUAGUCCCGCCGUCUUGUUCUCCAUCGUUUAUCUCAAGUCUCAUCGUCGACGGUCACACCACCAGCAACAUGUCUACUAUACCCAACCCCACCACUCAACCCCAUGCAUUAGCUGAGCGCAGCAAACACCGGCACGUCAAGCUCAAGCCUCCCAACGGCACCCGCAUGUCCGUCGCGGCGCAGCGGGUGGCCCGACGCCUCGCCAAGCGGACGUCCGCCUCAAAGGCUCAGCAACACGCGUACAUCUGCGCUGAUCAGGGUGUCACUGACAGUCAGCGGACCAAGGGUCGCCCGCCAAAUCCACACGUCAUUCGCCGGAUUCGCCUGGGCGAGCUCUCCCAGGUCGAGCAGCCAACGCCCUACAUCUCCAUUCCUUUCAAGAGGAAGAGACUACCCGGCGUCGUCAUUUUAUUUGACGAGGAAUACGACGACGAAGGAGGGCGUCAGCCGACUUUCAAGCGGCGCAUGGUCAUUGAACGCGUCCGACAGCCCCGGGUCAGAGCCUAUCCAGACUGGCUCGACAGAGGACAAGUCGACAAACAUCCGACACCUGCCUUGACCGAGCAAGCGAUUCCCUCCAUCCCUGGCAAAAGGAAGAGAAAGUCCGAGACACUCGAGAUCUCUGACGGAGGGCUCGAAGACAAGGAGGAACGUCGACCCAAACGCAAGCGGUGCAUCGUCAAGAAGCGCAGCCUGCUUCCUGGCCUCAAAGUCUUUCCGGACUGUGUUGCUGUAGUUAAGAUCAAGUCACAGGAGGCUGCUUUGACUACCGCCAGUGCUUCGUUGGACAUCGCCAAUGCCUCCUCGGAUACCGCAUGCUCUUCGUCGGAUAAUGCCAACGUCUCGUCGGAUACUGCUAGCGACACUGGAAGCGUUACUGUCAUUGGAGACGAGAAUGCCGAGCCGACGAAGAAGCAAGAGGAACUGCUCAUGAACGAAGACAUUCUCACAGCAUCGGCACAAGAUAUUCUCAUCGGCUCAGUGAUCGAGAAGCUCGAAGCCCUUUCCCUGGCCGAUGACGAUGAAGUCAUCGUCGCCCUAGGCCAGCUUCUAUGCACAGUCGGGUUCAAGGAAACGGAUAUGGACGACACGGACGCAUUUGUGCACGGUCCCGGGGACCACCGCGACGACUACCUUCCGGUUCAUCGCGCUGUCCUCAGGACGUCGUACGUCAUCAAGGUCCAGUUCCAACUGGCUAAGAACGUUUCGUUGAAUCUCUCCGGUCCACGCAGGUCUCGCGUUGAUAUGGCUCCAAAGGCCGAACCAGCCCAGCUUACUGUCAAUGCCGGCAUCGAACCACCGUCAAGGAUAGCGCAUGGCCUUCUGACGCAUGAUGAGAUGACUGUAGAUGGACCUCCGGAGAUUGAAGAGCACGAAAUGGCGGAGAAUGAAGAUGGCGAGCCUAUUCCUGCGAUCGUGCCUGCUGCUGCCCCCCAAGCAGUAACAUCGCCACCUCCGCCGUACCGAGCACCCUCCAGCCCCAUCAUCCACUUCUCUCCGACUCCUCUUCCAGCCAUGCCUGCCCUCGUGUCGUUGCCCCCACCUCCAUACAGUACUCCUCCAUCAGUCAUCGACCAUCCUCUCUUCAAGCCUCCAUCCCUUCUCUUCGCGGCACAGCUGGCGGCGCAGCCUUCGUUCCCGGCUAUGCAUGGAAUUCCGUUCUUGUCUCUUCUGCGGUCCCAAGCGGCCCGGCAAGCACGGAACCCAUCUGCACCUGCGCCUCAGUCCCGUCCGGAAAUGCCAGCAUUGCCAUCGUCGUCUUCCGCUGGGCCGCCUUCUUUGACACCAGCCGUUGAGCCUCCUCCCGCUCCAAACUCAGCGUCUUCGUCAACGGCAAACGAUGAGGACCGCUGGGAGGAGCUCUUUGGCGCCGAUGAAGAAGAGAAGGCCACGACGACUGCCGAGGGAGCAUGGGAGGCUGCGUUUGGACUGGAUCCCGAAUGCUGAUAGCCCUGCCUAGUCCUCCUUACUCAAUAUACCCCUGCUCGAUAUGCCCUUGCCUGAUAUACCCCUGCUUAAUAUACCCUGCAUUAUAUACCCCUGCUUGAUAUACCCUUGCUCGAUAUACCCCCCUUUACAUCACACCCCAUCUCCCUGCACGAACCCCAGACUCACAUGCUGCAAGUCUCGCGUAUGCUAUCAUCCAUAGAAGAAAACCGACCAAACCCAGACAAAAAUCCCAAAAAAACACAACAUAAAGAAAACCCCACGAGACAUCGCAGCACUCAUCUCCCUGGACCGCCUCCGUGGUUCCCGACACCUGUUCCUCAGGCUGUCCGCGCGUCAGAGUAUGCGCUGCUCGCUUCCUCUCGACGCCGAGGAACCACCACGACCGUCGAUGCCGCCUCUGCACCAUGACCGGCUCGUUCGCUUCCGGUCGCGUGCAACCGUACCGCGACAAUGACGACAUCUACCCAGGAGCACAC